CUAUUCAUUUCUCUUGUAUUUGUUUUGUUGAUUUACUCACUCACUGACUUGAUUAGUCAGUUCAUUCAUGAAUUGGGCAUCGACUAUAUACUACUAGUAGAUCCAGCAGAUGUAAAGCCUUGCCCCCCUUUUUCACUGGGGCGGGCUGCCGUCAGAUGCAGGACUUCCGCAGCCACAGAGCUGCUUUAUUUGAUGGUAUUGAGGAGGGUGCGAUCAGAAGUUCAGCUUACUCUUCUCAAAUUCAUGAGCAUGAGAAUGACCAAGCUAUGGACAGUCUGCAUGACAGGGUCAGCGUUCUCAAAAGAUUGACAGGAGAUAUACAUGAAGAAGUGGAGAAUCAUAACCGAAUGCUGGACAGAAUGGGUAAUGAUAUGGAUGCUUCCAGAGGAUUUCUAUCUGGAACGGUGGACAAGUUUAAGAUGGUUUUUGAGACCAAAGCAAGUCGCAGAAUGGCUACCAUGGUGGCUUCUUUCAUUUCUGUCUUCUUCCUUAUAUACUACCUAACCAAGUAGAAGAAUUGUCUGACUCUGCCUUUCAUUUUCCUCUUGCUUGCACGUAAAGUACAUGGCUGACGGUGUUUAUCAAGUUUUGUGCACUUGAUGACCGAACAUUUGAGAAUUUUAUCUCAAACUGUGUGGAUUGAUUGUAAGGCGAGCUGAACGUUUUCUGAAUGUGGUGAGAACUGUUGUAAAACUUUGUGACGGCAAAAGAUGAGUUACGAGUUGAUGAUAUAUGCCCUCGUUGGUGGUGCUA
Oryza sativa Japonica Group (Japanese rice) is the source of this 753-nucleotide messenger RNA. RefSeq names its product bet1-like SNARE 1-1. The record is from RefSeq and is a predicted model, not a curated record. NCBI's taxonomy places the organism in Eukaryota, Viridiplantae, Streptophyta, Magnoliopsida, Poales, Poaceae.